This is a messenger RNA of Cololabis saira (Pacific saury), 1920 nucleotides long. RefSeq names its product translocation associated membrane protein 2 (gene tram2). NCBI's taxonomy places the organism in Eukaryota, Metazoa, Chordata, Actinopteri, Beloniformes, Belonidae. Gene Ontology annotation, biological process: SRP-dependent cotranslational protein targeting to membrane, translocation; protein insertion into ER membrane. The transcript has 11 exons. The record is from RefSeq and is a predicted model, not a curated record. Bases 76 to 1185 code for a protein of 369 amino acids. Gene Ontology annotation, cellular component: endoplasmic reticulum membrane.
GGAAAGUUAACUCCUGAACUUCGUAGACAGAAAUUUUCAGAUUUAUAAAAUCACAGAGAAAACCCCUGAGAUAACAUGGCAUUUCGCCGGAGAAACAAAAGUUACCCUUUUUUCAGCCAAGAAUUCUUAAUUCAAAACCAUGCCGACAUUGUCUUCACUCUGGUGAUUUUUAUUUUGAUUGGAUUAAUGUUUGAGGCAACAGCAAAGACGGCCAUACUGUUCAUUCAGCCUCAGUACAACGUCACCACAUUAUCACCAGAGGGAGAGGUGUCGACGUAUCACUAUGGAUGGAAGGACUCCGCCACCAUCCUCUUCUAUUUCUUCAUCGCCAUCAUCCUCCAUGCGGUGGUGCAGGAGUAUCUUCUCGAUAAAGUGAACCGACGUCUUCACCUUUCCAAGAGCAAGAACACCAAGUUUAAUGAGUCGGGCCAGAUGUGUGUUUUUCACUUGGUGUCCAGUGUGUGGAGUUUCUACAUUGUCAUUUCAGAGGGAUAUCUCCUGCAUCCCAGCAGCCUCUGGGAGAACUAUCCUCAUGCACAUCUCAGGUUUCAGGUGAAGUUUUUCUACCUCACACAGAUGGCCUAUUGGCUUCAUGCCUUGCCGGAGCUCUACUUCCAGAAAGUACGCAAGGAGGAGAUUCCUCGACAGCUCCAGUACAUCUGCCUCUAUCUGCUGCACAUUUCUGCAGCAUAUUUGUUAAAUUUGAGUCGUGUGGGUCUGGUACUCCUCUUCCUCCAGUAUGUGUCAGAGCUUGGCUUCCACAUUGCCAGACUCUUGUACUUUACUGAUGAGAGCCAUCAGAAAAUGUUUGAUCUGUGGGCGGUUAGCUUUGUGUUUACACGGAUGGCUACACUGACCCUGAUGUUCCUCUCUGUGGGGUUUGGUUUGGCUCGUGCUGAGAAUCAGGGGCUGGACUUGGAGAUGGGAAACUUCAACACUGUACUGAUAAGGAUGACUGUUCUACUGCUGGUGUGCUUGACUCAGUCUUGGCUGCUCUGGAAGUUUAUCCGCUUCCAGCUGAGACGCUGGAGAGAGUUCAGACACGAACAGGCGGUUCGCAAGAAGGCUACCACAAAACAACCCAUACGGCCACUCAAGAGGGACUCACUUGGUCACCACGAAAACGGAGUUCUGAAAGCAGAGAAUGGACUCUCUCCCCGGACGAAGAAACUCAAAUCCCCUUAAGACGGCGUGCUGACGAGUGUGAAAAGUGGCUUUAGCCCUGGCUAAGGUUCCUCAUCAGCUCAACGGUGAAGCUGGCAGCCCAUGGCCACCUUGCUUCUGGCUGAAAAUGUCCUCCGAUGUUACAGGGACUCAGUUGCAACAGACCUACCCUUGAAUGCUGGAAAAAAAAACAAAAAAAACAAGGAAAUUCUUUUGAGCCCAACAGACAUUUACUCUUCUCAUUGUAUCAGUAUUUUUUUUUUUUUGUGCUUUUCUUUAAACAUUCACGCAGCAUGCAGUCCCAUCCUAAGGCACCCCACUGUCUGCAGAGUGAUUUGGGAAAAAAAAAAGAAGUAAAUUGAGCACAGGGUGCUGCACAUGUUCAUGGUUGUGUCCAUAUUGAUGCAUAUCCUCAGAUGUUAAGUACUGUACUGGUUGUAGUGCUGCAGCUCUCUGCAUUGAGCCGGCUUUGCUUGUUUUUCCAUUCUGGUACACAGGAGCAGAAAAGUGUUACUGAUCAACCGGUGUGAUGUGAGCUCUCUGGCUAAAAUCAUGCAUUUGUCACUGGUCGCAGAUUUACAUUAAGUAUGCAUGUUGGAUAUUACUGCAUGCCGUUAUUUUUUUUUCUUUUUAUUGAUAUCUUUAUUAAAUAAUGGCAAUGUUCUGCAAAAAAUCAUGGAUGUAUCUGAUGUAACUGGUUUUUCUACUUGUUUCUGACAAAAAGGGGGGGGAAAUUAUAUCAAUUAUUGGAAACAA